UCUGUUCCGUCACACACAACAAAAGCCCAAAAAAGUGAGACUUUUUGAACUGUCAAGUACAACAAAAUGGAUAAUAAUCAUCGCCAAAUCUCCGCCACGAAAUCCGACGGCGUAGAAGCUUCGGACGGUGUGGGACAGGGGAAGCUAUACUCUCCUGACCACGCGAUCAAAAUCGCUACAAAACGAGACGAAAACGUGGACCAGGGGAACCUAUACUCUCCUGACCACGCGAUCAAAUUAUCAGAGAAGCCUAACCCCAACCAAUCUGUGGAAUCAUCGGAUUCAAAAGAAGGAGAGAAGCAGAGCAAGACGACGAUGGUGUUGGGACUGAAGAGUCUUGCAUCGGUUAAGGAUAGAGUUUUAGAGAAACUAGCCGCUGCUUCGGUUCCGUCGGAGUCGCUCGAAAACACUAAGCAGUUUUUGGAAGGUGUGAUUAAGGAUGUCGCCGGAGCGGCUCAGGGGAUGACGAAAGACGCUUUGCACCGGAUUAAAACCCAUCUCACUGUUAUUCUCCCCUCUGUUUCUCCUGACGUCACCNCUUCUUCUUCUUCGUCCCUUCUCUCACUACUCUGUAACUUCACUUCCUUCGUCUAA
This is a messenger RNA of Camelina sativa (false flax), 594 nucleotides long. NCBI's taxonomy places the organism in Eukaryota, Viridiplantae, Streptophyta, Magnoliopsida, Brassicales, Brassicaceae. The record is from RefSeq and is a predicted model, not a curated record.